Messenger RNA from Blepharisma stoltei, 1207 nucleotides. NCBI's taxonomy places the organism in Eukaryota, Ciliophora, Heterotrichea, Heterotrichida, Blepharismidae. The record is from the annotation of a GenBank genome assembly.
AUGACUGAUAUUCUUAAAGGUGAAUGAACAUCUGAAGACUUCAAAGAAGCUAGAGAAGAAGACCGAGCUCUAAUCAGAAUUCAAAACAGCGCAGUAAGAGCUGAGCACUUAUGCAAAAUCAAAUUAAAAACGCCUACAUUAUUAAACAUCACAAUUGAAAGUGAGGGGCGAGCGACCGUGUAUUCAAUUGAUAUUCUUCCUAGGGAUUUAUUAGUACCGAUUUAUAAAAAUGCUUCCCUUUUUUGGCUGAAAUUAUUCUUACUCCCCCCCCAUCCUUGAUCGAACGAUUGACUGUAAAAAUUCCUAAAAAUUGGGAAAAUUAACCCCCAUCCCUUGAUCGAACGAUUUUCAUAUCAUGCAAAAUUUUAUAUAUAUAAAAAUAUAUUAGUUAUCAAAAGCUUGGGAAGAUGUGCAUAAUGAAGUUGUUUUCAGAGACUUUGAGACGACAGAAAGCUUCAGAAUCAACCAUUCGAAGUGAUUUAGUCAUCAAUCAAGGCUUAAAAAACUCAAUAAUCUAAUAAAAUAGAGAUUUUUUAAAAUUUUAAAAAAAAAAUUUAAUUUAAUAAGAAACAAAUUAAAAUUUAUACAGUUUAAAGGGGUACUAAUAAAUCAAAAUAUUAAAAAUUGGUAUUUUUAUGAGAUUAAUUCAAUUUUUUGCUGUAAAAAUAAUUAUUAAAUACUCUUAACACUCUUAUUUAAAAGUAAAUAAAACAAAAUAUAUAUAUUUUUUAUUUUAUAUAUAAAAUUUUUUUUUAACCCCCAUCCUUGAUCGAACGACGGCGAGUCGUUCGAUCAAGGAUGGGGGGCGGAGUUAGGGAAAGCUUUAAAAGGAGAUUUCGAUUUAAAAUUGAAUUUUAUCACCAUGGAUGAGCUUCGAGUAAACUCAAUCUUUUUAAUGGAGCCUAUGAAUACACCUCGUUCAGUGCGUGAAGAUGAGGCUGCAGCUGUUUUAAUUGAGACUAAUUAUGAACUUGAUGGAAAAGAGUGCACAAUAGCUUUACAAAUUCCUAGAAUCCUACAAGAAGGCUGGGGAGAAGUUUCAGCACCAGAAGAAAUAGAAGAUUGGAGAGAGCCUACUGAUUUAUACCAAAAAAAUCAGCAUUUACAAGAAAUGGUGGCUUAUUUAGAAACAGAAAACCAGAGAAAUUUAAAAUUGGCACAAAAAUCGCAGCAAGAAAUUCUUAAUCUUAAAUAUGACCAAAUUUAG